AUGUCUGAGUAUAGUGUACUGCCGAGCAAUGUACGAAAUAGCAUUCAUUUUAACACAGGCGAAAUUUUUGAGAAUUUACAUACGUACCUUCAUGAGGAUGAAGAUUCGGUAAAUAGUGACACUGUUGAACACUUUAAAUAUGAACAAGAACUGGAUAAGUCUCUGCUAUCAAGGAGUUCGGUGAUUGGACUUGGUUUUGGUUUAAUGAGUCCUGUCCUGGGGAUGUGUACUAGUAUGUCCAUUGGCCUGAUAAAUGGUGGCCCUCUCACUAUUAUGUUAGGGUUUAUUCUUAGUGGUAUCAGUAUAUGGUUUUGUUCUUUAUCAUUGGGUGAAAUUAUUUCUAAAUUUCCAAUGGAAAUGCAUGUUGCUAGUGCAAUGUUGGCCCCAAAGAAAUUUAAACUUCUUUGUUCAUGGUACACUGGAUGGCUUAUGUUGAUAGGAAAUUGGACUAUGAGCACCAGCAUCACAUUUGCAGGCGCACAAUUGACUAUCUCAUUGUUUUUGAUGAAAGAUCAGUAUCUGAUUUCAGAAGAGCAUUUCAUUUUUUACACUGUGAUUGUUUUCUACUUAGUCGUGACCGUUGUAGGAUUGAUUAAUUUGAAAUUCGCACGUUUCAUUGAAAUUAUCAAUAAGGUCUGUGUCUAUUGGAUCAUUUACGCCAUCAUAUUCAUUGACAUUUUGCUACUAAUAUUCCACAAAGGUACCUAUAGAUCAUUAAAGUAUGCCUUAUUUCAUUUCGAUAAUAGUCGAUCCGGCUACUCGAACGUUUUAAUUUCUUUUAUAAUUGGCUUCCAACAAUCAAAUUUCACAUUACAAGGUUUUAGUAUGCUGCCAGCUUUAGCUGAUGAAGUUAAAAAACCAGAAAGAGACAUUCCGCGUGGUAUGUCCAUCUCUGUGCUCAUUUCAACAUUUUCAGGUAUUAUCUUUUUACUACCAAUCAUGAUAAUAUUACCUGAUUUAAGCACAAUAUUUACUGAUCAUAAGGUGUUACCGAUUGUUAAUAUUUUUAUACAGUCAACCGAUUCAAUGAUAGUUUCAUUUUUCUUAGUAUUACUGAUACUGGGGAACCUGUUUUUCUCUGGUAUUGGUUCGAUCACAGCCUCUUCUCGUACUGUUUACAGUUUUAGUCGUGACCAGGCCAUUCCCUACUACGACCACUGGAUAUUUGUCAAACCAGAAUCUGAAUCGAAAGUUCCAAAAAAUUCAGUUCUAUUAAGUAUGGCGAUUUCUUACGUUUUAGGAAUCUUAGCUCUAUUUUCUACAGCCGCGUUCAAUGCCUUUAUUGGAGCUGCUGUUUUGUGCCUUUGUUCAGCAACAUGUAUUCCAUUGAUUUUAAUAUUAUUUGGAAGAAGACGGAUAUUAAAGAAUGCUCCUAUCAAAAUUAGAUACAAAUUAGGUUGGGGUAUAAAUAUCAUUUCAAUAUUAUGGUUAUUAUUAUCUAUGUUUUCUGUUUGUCUGCCAGUUCAAAUUCCAGUCACUUUCCAAACAAUGAAUUAUGCAUUAAUGGUUUAUGUUUUCUGCCUUAUUUGUGUUACAUUCUUGUACGUUAAAUGGGGCAAAAGAAAUUUUAAAUUGCCAUUGGCAGAGCACCAGUAUGAUUUACUGGAUAGUACGACAGAUGCUACUUCUGAUUCAUACCAAUUAGAAUCUCAACAAGCUAAGAAGGAAGAAGGAACCCAAAGUAAAAGUGUACAUUUCGCUCUAGAAAACCCGUUUGAAGAAAAUGAAACUAACGUUCUUGAUAAUGCAAGACAAUCACAUGAAACUUUGGAAAGUAUAAAUUUGGAAGAUCCAGAAGAACAAGAGUUGACGGAGAUGAACUGA
Molecule: messenger RNA, 1824 nt
Organism: Kazachstania africana CBS 2517
Lineage: Eukaryota; Fungi; Ascomycota; Saccharomycetes; Saccharomycetales; Saccharomycetaceae
Gene: TPO5
Product: Tpo5p
Exons: 1
Coding region: 1-1824 (607 amino acids)
Biological process (GO): transmembrane transport
Cellular component (GO): membrane
Source: RefSeq, a predicted model, not a curated record